AUGGCGGAAGUACUAUCUCCUCUGCCCUCCCCGCCCAGCUCCAUCAAUAUGCUGCACUCGCGCCCUUCGUCUUCGGACGCAUACCAAGCCAACCACCAACGAGCUGGCUCAACCCCGAGGAGCAACUAUCGCAGCUCGCCCUCUGCCGCUCCAGUGCAGCCUUACGCUUUCCAAACAACCCCUCAUCUGAGACAGGAAUCACGCACUAUCUCAGCUUCUUCCAACGUACCUCAGGCCCAACAGAAGGGCCACAAAAGUACCUCUUCCACUUCGACCACCUCUUCGGCCGACCUUACCACAAAGACGCCUCCGCUGAGCCCAGGAAAGGAUGCCUUCAUCAACCUGUCUUCCAAUAUUCCUGAUCUCUCCUUAACGUCGUUUGAGACGACGCCAAAAUCUUCCCCCAACAGAUAUCGCCGAACACCUCAGCGUGCUGAUUCCAACCAUUCGCUACAGAAGGCACCAUCGCCUGCCUCAUCAGUCGACAACCUUUUGACACCGCCCGCCCCUCAACUCAAUCGAACCUCGAGUGAUGACAUAACCGUCACAAAAUCUAACACAUCUGAGUCAGCCAAGAGAUACCGCCGACGAAGCUUGAACAGCUUGGAGAUGAGCAAGCUCGAGGAUGGUCGUCCUUCUUCGCAGGGCAAUGCCACCAUCAGACCUGUCUCGUUCCACUCGCGCACCAGUAGUGGCGAUAGCACUGGUCGGCGAGUCCCAUCUUCAUCUACACCUCCUCCUGCUGAGUCAGGCAGAAUAUCUCCUGCUGCAUCGGGUAGUCCUGUGAAACUGCCUAUCCGUGGCAGUGCCACCAACCCUUCUCCUCUUUCCAAGUCGCCCAUCACUGGUGCGCCGCAAUCGCCAGAGGAAGAGACCCCAAGACGUGUAAACACAGCGCAGCCUCAGAGUCCAGCAGCUCAACAACUCGCCCAUUUGUCUGCCAAUGAUUUGAAUAGAGGUAUGAGAUCACGUCUAAGACGUGCUUUCUCCUUUGGUGCUACUCAAGAAUUACGACGAUCAAGCGAGAAUCUGCCUCCACAGGGUGCCAUCAACCCUCUCGAUGAGAUGGAUCCUGAGCAAGCUGCCAUUGCCAGACAACAGGAAGCCGCCGGUAUUGGUGCCAGCAUCUAUACUGGUCAAGGUGGCUUCACUGGGUCGACCGACAACUUGUCCAUCUCUUCGACUGCUUCAUCUGCGUCAAUGAUGCUCCGGAAAAUGGGAAAGGGUAUGAAGAAGGGUGGCCGUUCGAUCAAGGGUUUGUUCAGACCCAAGUCAGUCAUUGGAGUGCCUGCCGCCGAUGGACCGGUCCAACCUAGCAUGGCUCAAGUGUCCAUGGUGACGGUUGAAGCUGAGAGGCGGAACGUUAAUGUCAACGCACAUCCCGGAGAACAACCUGCUGGAGGAACUGGUUUCCCCAAGCUGGAGAAAAACUCGAUCGAGACUGCUCGGAAGUCGAUGGAUGGUCGUAACGAUUCUAUGCGCAAAAGCAUCGUUGGUAACGACGCAGAGAGGGCAGAGGUCUUGGCCGCAGUCAAGAAGGGUAUUUUGAAGCGCGCUGGUACCGGCUCGCCCAUUGCUUCCCCCGAUCUUCGCCCUCGCGACGGUGCCAUCUCGACCGAUUCACACAGCCCGGUAUCCAGCAUUCCAACUACACCUAGAGAUGAGCGUGGUUCGCGAAGCAUGUCAUCUACUACCAGCGACUACUUCAACAACCGCCUUGGUGUUUCGGCCGCCAAGAGCAUGCCCAACACUCCUCAAGGAGGUUCUCGCAAUAUCAGCUUUAGUCCUCGCAUCCAAUUCUAUGAUGCAUGGUCAGCAUCCGACUACGAUCGUCGCGGCGACAUUGCAACUUGCAAUCGUCUAACCCCAAUGCUCGCCCAGCAGAUCAAGGAGGAGCUCAACACUUUCAAGAUGGUUAGUUCUGGCACCUUCGGCUUCACUUGUUACACAAACACUAACUUUUCUUCUAGGNAGAUGGAGGUGCAUGAGCUGUCCAAGCCUCACACGCAUUUUUCUAAUUAUGACCGAACUUUGAAUGCAGCAUACUCAGCGUCGCACCGAAAGGAAUAA
This is a messenger RNA of Aureobasidium musti, 2070 nucleotides long. The record is from the annotation of a GenBank genome assembly. Lineage: Eukaryota; Fungi; Ascomycota; Dothideomycetes; Dothideales; Saccotheciaceae.